GCUCGGAAAGCGCGGAGUGAGAGACCACGGAUUUCUCUAUGGGGGCUGGGCCUCUUCGGUUCUGUCGGACCUUCCUGCUUUGCGUCCCUCCCCCUCCACGCCCGACUUUUACCGACGUGCCGAGGCUACAUUCGUGACGGAGAGAAAGAAACCCGCCCGGAUCGGAAAGGACAGCGCGGGAGCCAAGUAAAUCUCGGCAGGAAAUUCCAACGAGGAGCAAAAAAAAGAGGAGCCCCCGGGGUCAGAGAGCCUCGGGCGGUGCUGCUACUGCUGCCACUAUUUGGGUCAUCCUUUCGCCGAUCCGACCCCACCCCACCCAACUCCGGACGGCCCUGGAGCCUCGGGAUUUUUCCGAGGAAAGCCCUAUGUGUCGUCCCCACGAGACUCCAAGCCCCCCCAAACUGAGCAGGAAGAGUCUAGCAAGGGCCGCUGCUGCGGCUGCCGCCGCCGGAGGGAGGAGCCAGAGGGCGGGGCCGACAGAGAGGGAGCUAGGCAGGAGCUCGAGAAUUGAAGAAAGAGACGCGUGAGCGCUUGCCGCGGAGGAGACAAAGGGAGAGCCCGGUACCGCCCGCGUGGAGGCUGCCGCGUCGGGCAAUGGGCGAGGCGAAAGGUAGCGGGGACGCCUGACACCGCGCUUCCCUGAUAGCGAGUUAAGCGCUCGUAGGCUGUGCCCCCACCCCGGACCGAAGCCUAGGGGAUGGCUCUGCCGAUUGCCAGAGAUGGGGCUCCUACGGGCGAUCCCGGAUCUCAGCGCUGGAAGUGACGAGAAAAAGCAUCUGUCAGCACUGCUGUUGGCUCCCCAAAGCCCUGACCCAGCAAUGGGAAGAAGUUGGGCUGGGUGCUGGUGUUACUGGUCGUGUUUACCCAAGUAUCCAAGAACUCAGGAAUUUGAAGAAGAAAGCAGAGGCCAUGCCCAUGAGCCUUCCCAGCACUCGCCUUUCCUCCGUUGGGCUCCUUUAGGGGCAAGAACUCCCCCCUCUCCGUGAAAGGCCCAAGUCUCUCCCUGCAUCCAGCCAACCACUUCCAGGACGGCUGCGGAGUGCGUGCAGGAGGCUGCAUGAUCAGAAAGGGCUGAGCUGCUGCAGCCCACUGGCCUUUGUUGUUCCAGUUCCAUUGCUUGGACUGAAGUAGGGCCCAGUGGUGGUGCCUGGAUUGUACUGUGGCUAAAAGAGGGGCCCAUGCUGUUCCUGGAAAAGGUGAGACAAUAUGGACAAGGGAAGCAGAGGGGAGGUUUAUGAUCCCAUCAACAUGACUGGGCAGAGUCAAAGGAAGCAGAGACAAGCUCAUCCACAGAACUAAGCCUGGUUCCUGCCUCUUUGCAGAAGACCCGAGACAGGAAGAGACAAAGAGAGCUCCUACCCUCCACCCUGACUUCCCACCCAGCUGGAACUGAGGAAGGUCCUCGGUUUCAAAACCAGUCGGGAGAAACCCCUGGGGCCCUCCGCUAGUCCUCUGGAGUGAAGAUGGUGAUGUCCCACGGCACCUACACCUUCCUCACCUGCUUUGCUGGCUUCUGGCUUAUCUGGGGCCUCAUUGUGUUGCUAUGUUGCUUCUGCAGCUACCUGCGGCGGCGCAUGAAACGGCGGCAGGAGGAGCGGCUGCGGGAGCAGCACCUGCGCACUCUGGAGAUGGAGCCCCUGCACUAUGAGGGUUAUGGGGGCCCUGCCUACGGGGGUUCUGGCUAUGGAGGUGGUUACAUCAGGAGCCCACCGGGCAUUGCUGUGCCGCACCGGCUCCGCAUUGAGGCCCAUCGCCCUCACCUCCCACCCCCAAGGCCGUGGAGCUGCAGGCAUGAGCCAGAUCCAUCCAAGCCCCCAUGCUAUGAAGAAGCAGUGCUGAUGGCUGAGCCUCCCCCACCUUACAGUGAAGUACUGACGGACACACGUGGCUUGUACCGCAAGAUUAACACCCCCUUCCUGAGCCAUGAGCAGCCAGAGAAGCAGGAACAGCCGCCAAGCUAUAAGCCCCUCUUCCUGGACCGGGGCUACGGCUCAGCCCUUCACCUGCCAAGCUCAGCCAGCCGGGGGCCCCCCACUUGCACCAAUCUCUACUUGGAGUCUGAGCACUCGCAACGCAUCUUUCCAAGCUGGACAGACUCAGAACUCAGCACCAGUGACAGCUAUGAGCCUGGGCCCUGGCAUCUGCCUGUCUCAAUGCCUUUGUUUGGCAGGACUACGGCAGUUUAGCCGUGCCAUGCCACAGCGCAUGUGGGAUGGUGGCUGUUGCACAGAAGUUGGAUCCUGGCAGCCUGUUCUCUUGGCCUGUGGGAGCCACCAAGUCCCUUAGUCCGAGCCUUCCAGCCAUGGCCAUGGGCCUUCACAGUGCAAAGUUCCCAGUUGCUAUUGACCUCCUGGCCAGGGUGAGAUUGGGGCUGGUCUCCCCAUCUCACCCAUUUCCCUUUUCCUGGGCCCGCUGUAGGCUCUGUUGGUGCUGACUGCAAGGGGGCCUUUGGCUUGGCCUAAACUUUGUUUCCUAUUUUUUGUUUGUUACAUUUUGACAAUAAUAAAGUUUGUGGAACCUGAUUUAUUACAAA
Messenger RNA from Rhineura floridana, 2533 nucleotides. RefSeq names its product proline rich 7, synaptic (gene PRR7). Lineage: Eukaryota; Metazoa; Chordata; Lepidosauria; Squamata; Rhineuridae. The record is from RefSeq and is a predicted model, not a curated record. Bases 1464 to 2186 code for a protein of 240 amino acids. The transcript is spliced from 3 exons.